CGCUAGCUCGGGGGUGGGGGUGGGUGUGGGGGCUGGAGAUAUUUGGCCUUGCGGGGGUGUCCAGCGAGCUUGUGCGCGGAUGUGGUGAGGAGUUCAGUUUUGAACAGGAAGCUGUUAAAUACAGCCCCCCUGCAGCCUCUCGCCACUCUAGCACCUUUCAGGAGCCCUGCCGACAUGGAAGUACUCCGGCGGCCCAUCAGAUAAAGGUGAUGACUGUCUUCCUCAGCCAGCAAGAGGCUGGCUUGGCCGUAGCAUCCCUGCUUUCCCUAGGGGUCCUGUGUGUCAUGUGUCUAAGCUGUCGUAAGAAACCUAGGAUUAUUCGUGAAGAAAACGUCAUUUAUGGCCAGCAACUGGUCCGUGGAGGUCGUAGGUUUACCGUAUUACGAUCCAAAACCGUUCGACUGACCGCGACGCCAGGAGACCUACCGCCUACCCCACGGGAGUCGAGGAUCUGUGCUACUGCAGCAGCUGCUGACGACCAACCCAACUAUCAAAAUAUUCAUAAAUCUCAUUUGAAUGAAUUUGACAACAUGUAUGUGAAUCCGAUUCCAAACUUGGUCUACCAGAACGUAACAAAGCCUGGUCCAAACAAGGAUGAGGACUCAUAUUCAUACGAAAAUGUGUUCCCUACUCUACAGAACGCUGUUAAUGAAGACUCUGAGAGUUCCGAUUAUGCAAACACCAGCUUCCUGGAAGAAAUGAAACAGGAAGAGGAGCCAGAUUACGUGAACACUGAAGAAAAUAAUACCUGACAGUACGCCACCCCCCACCCCACCCCAGUCCAAGAUAUCGCAAGCCCGUUUACAUGAAGAGAACCAAGAGAUUGCAAAUAAUGUGUGGUGCCGAUAGGCUACGUACUCUGAAAAGAGUACCAAUAACUCCCGGAGGAACUGAAGACAGGCAAUAUUGCUACAGAAUUGAAUUAACUUGGGAAUGGUCAGACAGCUGCGGAGUGUAAUGACCAAGACUACCCGUUCAAAUCAAAUCUGCUCUGUCGACUCCAAGUGACGUACAAGCGUAAACGCAAGCCUCAUCUUCCUCGUCUUCAGGAGUUUCGUGUCGAGGUUCUGAGCCAAAUCCGAUACCAUGAAUGAUGCAUUUCGCUAAAUUAUAAGUGGCGAGUCAACGAGAACCUUGCUCGAGUGUUGAAACUGGCCUGAAAACCCCCGGCUUCUUUGUUUUCAAAAUAAAAUGUGAUUAAGAUAUA
Messenger RNA from Anguilla anguilla (European eel), 1207 nucleotides. Its product is annotated as linker for activation of T-cells family member 2. NCBI's taxonomy places the organism in Eukaryota, Metazoa, Chordata, Actinopteri, Anguilliformes, Anguillidae. Gene Ontology annotation, biological process: B cell receptor signaling pathway; B cell activation; calcium-mediated signaling. The coding region runs from base 210 to 752 and encodes 180 amino acids. The transcript has 12 exons. The record is from RefSeq and is a predicted model, not a curated record. Gene Ontology annotation, cellular component: plasma membrane.